AUUGUUGAUGGAAAUUCGACAUUAUUUUCUUUCUGCAUAUGGAUCUUUGGUGCUGGGUCCGGGCUUCAUCCACUGCCGGCGACCAUGUCGGAGUUCUUGAUGGGCUCGGGCUUCGAUCGUUUGCUGGAGCAGCUUGCCCAGAUCGAAGUAACCGGAUUCGGGCGUCCCAAGAAUCCGCCUGCAUCGAAGGCAGCGAUAGAGUCUUUACCCACGAUCGAUCUUGGCGUGGAGGCUCGCGAGAUGCCGUGCAAGCACAUAUACCACUCAGAUUGUAUCCUUCACUGGGUUUCUCUAAGAAACACGUGCCCGGUUUGCCGGCACGAGUUGCCGAGUGAGCGUAACGAGGGUGAUAACUCGGAGGAGAAGACGGUGGGGUUAACCAUAUGGAGGCUACCGGGAGGUGGGUUUGCGCUGGGGAGGUUUUCUGGGGGAAGAAGAGCAGCCGUGAAGAGAGAACUACCGGUUGUGUACACGGAAAUGGAUGGUGGCUUCGGGGCAAGUGGGGCUCCGAGAAGGGUUUCGUGGGUUUCGAGACGGAGUAGAGGAAGAGAGAGUGGUGGAUUUCGCAGGGCUUUCCGCAAUUUCUUCUCCUUCCUGAGGUUUAGACCUAAUUCUUCAUCUUCGAACUCUGGGUCUGAAUCUCGGUCUAUGAGCAGAAGCCAUAGUCAUUCGGGUUCGGUGUUCAGUAGGUAUUUGAAAAAAAAGGAUAAUAAGAAAGAAGAGUUAGUAAUUAAGAUUGUAAAUAGAAGAGAGAGAAAAAAGUAAUAAAAAGAUUUUUAGAAAUAGGGAUAAAGAAAGGAAUGUAGGAAGUUUUUAAAAGAUAAAUAAAUUUUAAGGAAUAAUUUGAUAAAAUGAGUAUUUAAGUUAAAUUAUAAGGAUGGAGAUGAAGAACCGAAUGAGAUGCUCUUAUAAUGCUUUGCGUCAGUUAAUUCCAUUGCAGUCAAUAACUUACCUUUUGCUGCGAACUUAGGUCGCAGCAAAGGAAAACGCAGGAAAGAUCUAUGUUCACUGCGGUGCUUAAUGGAACCGCAAUGCUUAGAUGUAUUUGCUAUGGCACGGGCUCGCCACAAUAUUGAUCAUCACCCCUUCGAGCGAUUGAGUCCAUUAAAACCGCAGUAACUAUAUGAUUUCUGCGAUUGUUUUUACGGCAAGUGCAAACUGUCGUUACAUAUUCAGGAAACAGCUUCGGCCGGGGUGGAAUGCGGGGACACUUUGUAGCAGCGACUUAAACCCCCCGCAAUAUAUCAAUGGAGUGUCGUGAUUUUGGAUUACAACUUGUAGGGUCGAGUGACGGACGCCGUUUUAACUCUUGGUAUAUAAUGGAUUUGAUUUUGAUACCUGCGUUUUGAAGUUCUUUUGCUCUGUGCCUCACUGCUCUGUUCCCCGAUCUCUCCCUUCCUUGAGCAUAUGGUUGUCGCCGCUGCUGUCACCGCAAUCUUGCAUGCCCUGCCGUCGCGUCGUUGCCGGUUAAUCAACAAAUCAUGGCCGCAUUUCUCUAGAUCCAUAAUUCUCACCAAGGCCCUCUCUCUCUCUCUCUCUCUCUCUCUCUCUCUCUCUCUCUCUCUCUCUCGGGUUGCCCUAGCCUCUCCCUGCGAGAGCUCCCUCAAUAGAUUUUUUCCUCCGUCUUGCCGUGCCAACCCAGCAUUUCACCGCGCCGACCACCUCCUACAGCUAACUUUGUCUUGGAUUAGACAAAGAAAAAUCAUCGUCGGACAGUCACAAGUCAGCUAUCUCGUGCAUAUAACGCGUUUCAUUACAAGCUACAUCUUAAAUACAAGAGUUAUGGAUCUCAUCAGGAGGCCCUAGCUAAUGGAGGUGGGUUAGUAGAGAAGCCAGUUUGGGAGUGGUUGUACAAUCGGUGGACAAGUGAUGAUUUCAAGAAAAUGUCCAGCCAAAACAAAGAAAAUAGGCGUAAACAAAAAGAUCAACCACACAAGCAGAAGGAAUUGGUUUGUUGUACUAAUGGAAAUAAAGAAUUAGAUGGUUCAAUUGAUGAAUUCCAAAGAGCCAAAGGCUUGCACUGAUGAAGCAGGAGCAAGGAUAUUUAGAGAGGUAUUGGGGCAUAGGUCAGGGUAUUCCAGAGGGAUGGGCCACUCUGUUAUGCCUGAGUCUACUAAAGUGUCUGGAGUAUCUUGUGAGGAGUAUGAACGGCUUGUAGAAGAAAAUGAAGCAAAUAGGAAAAAUGCAGCAUAUUACCAAGGAUGGCUUGAGGAUAUUGAAGGUGCUUUUGCUGCUAUGAGGGAGCAUAUGCGGGAUUAUGAGGAACAUGUAAGCAUGCGAAUGUCAGAAGUGGAGACCAAUCAAUUAGAGUCUCAAAGAGAAACUGAAACUGCAAUUCCUUAGGAAUUUUUGUGCGUGCCAACAGUUUUAUUACAUUUUUUUAUACUUAAUUAUGACCUACACCUUAGUAGUACUUUUGAUGAAGGUGUGUUGGGGCAGCUGAUUUACUAGUAAGAAUUUUGAAAUGGAUCUAGUACAUUUUGAAAAUGCAUAGAAAGGGUCAAGGAUCAUGGGAGGUAAAUUGGUUUCUGGACUGAUGUAUUGACUGCAUGCUAUAUUUUGAUGCUUUUGGGCAAAGUUCAUCUA
This is a messenger RNA of Carya illinoinensis, 2586 nucleotides long. Its product is annotated as E3 ubiquitin-protein ligase RDUF1-like. The transcript has 4 exons. Gene Ontology annotation, molecular function: ubiquitin protein ligase activity. NCBI's taxonomy places the organism in Eukaryota, Viridiplantae, Streptophyta, Magnoliopsida, Fagales, Juglandaceae. The annotation marks the transcript as partial. The record is from RefSeq and is a predicted model, not a curated record. Gene Ontology annotation, cellular component: cytoplasm. Gene Ontology annotation, biological process: protein ubiquitination.